GACCAUCUUUGACGACACAUUCAUCGGUUAUAGUCAAUUGAUAUCCAUCACAAUGCCUAGCAGUGAAGUGCUGCGGACGCUGAGAUGGCUCACUCGCAGCGCCAACGGUGUGCUUAAGCAGCCAGAAACCUUGAUGCAAGGAUGCGCGAAUUCUUCGUCCCGGCUUAUGGCAACUAUCUCGGAAGCGUCUCAUGAACGAUUUACUCAAACCGACAGCACCGAUGCCUCAAGGACGCCUUGGCAACCUCCUGCUCCUGCCCUUGUGACCAUUCACUCCUUUCCAUCCAUGACACCCCUACGCUUCGAGGAAUAUUCCCCAGACCAUCUCUUAGUACCGCUAAGAAGGGAUUUACUACAUCGUGCCGUUGUCUACGAAGGUGACAAGACUCGCCAAGGUACUGCCAGCACAAAAUGGCGUGACGAUGUACAUGGAAGUGGACGAAAGCUCGCUCCUCAAAAGGGUACCGGUAAUGCGCGUGUCGGAGACAAGAAAUCCCCUAUUCGAAGAGGUGGUGGUGUCGCGCAUGGUCCUCACCCACGAGACUUCUCUACCGAUCUACCUAGGAAAGUGUACGACAAGGCUUGGAGGAUUGCACUGAGCUAUCGCUACACUCGCGGACAGCUAUUGGUUGUCGAUAAUAUUCAAACGCCCGACAACUCCUCGCCGUGGUUUUGGAAACGGUUCUUCGAGGUUAAUCUGUGGGGCAAGAACCAUGGAGGCUGCACUUUUGUGAAGGAUCGUAUGGAUGAGGAUCUGUUCGGCGCCAUCUCCGAGUUUAAACAACAUGCUAGAAUACUCGACAGACCGGAUCUGGAUGUGAAGGAUAUCUUGAAGAAUGGGAAGAUGAUUAUUGAACAGAAGGCCUUGAACAAAAUUCUGCGAGACCACUCCAGAGAUCUUCCCAGACCACCACCUAAGGCUACCUACCCUGAGGGAAUGUAUUUCUCUUGAUUGGUGAUGCGGAUUUGUAUUAUAUUUCAGAAGGAAUGGAGUAUUUUCUUGUUAUGUAAUUCGACUAUUGAAUAAAUAUACAGUUUUCUUCGUCUUU
Molecule: messenger RNA, 1049 nt
Organism: Talaromyces stipitatus ATCC 10500
Lineage: Eukaryota; Fungi; Ascomycota; Eurotiomycetes; Eurotiales; Trichocomaceae
Product: mitochondrial 54S ribosomal protein YmL6
Exons: 2
Coding region: 53-952 (299 amino acids)
Biological process (GO): translation
Cellular component (GO): ribosome
Molecular function (GO): structural constituent of ribosome
Source: RefSeq, a predicted model, not a curated record